ACGCCUUUAAAGAAAACCGGAAACUCUUUGUUGAGGAAGAAGUAGUUAGCAAGCAGCUACUACCAAGGAAAUUAGUUAAAAAAGAAAAAAUCAUAUUCGUCGUUAUUAGGACGAAAGUCUCUCCAAGUCUCAACAAUGUCGGGAUCAUCCAACAUCGUAAUGAUGAAGAAAGUCGUCCAGCAGUUACGCCUUGAAGCCGGCAUUAACAGAGUUAAGGUGUCCCAGGCCGCCGCGGACCUGCAGCAGUUCUGCCUUCAGAACGCCCAGCAGGACCCUCUGCUCACCGGCAUGUCAUCCAGCAACAACCCGUUCAGACCACAGAAAGUCUGCUCCUUCCUAUAGCACUCACAGACCCUCCGUCUCUUUUGCAGGUUUUGGACAUUGUGGUGCCUUGUGGAAUUGGCUGCAGGUCCCUGCAUCAUGGACUGGAAUUGUCUCAGGAGAGUUAAGGAAUAUGGGAACAAACAACUAACUUAAAAGUUUCUUUUUUUUUACUUCUUUGUAAAAUCCCAUACAGAACCAAUUCCAGGUGCUUUGGAGGCACAUUAGAUGUCUUAACUUUGCUUUAAAGUAACUAACCCAUAUCAACACACACAAAUGUGCCUUUUGAAUUGUACAUUUUUCAUGACUGAUUGAGAAAAAAAAUGGUUAUUUCCACAUUUUAGACUUUUAUUAAAACAAGUAUAUACACAUUUAGACAGCA
Messenger RNA from Toxotes jaculatrix (banded archerfish), 703 nucleotides. RefSeq names its product guanine nucleotide-binding protein G(I)/G(S)/G(O) subunit gamma-5. Gene Ontology annotation, molecular function: G-protein beta-subunit binding. The record is from RefSeq and is a predicted model, not a curated record. NCBI's taxonomy places the organism in Eukaryota, Metazoa, Chordata, Actinopteri, Toxotidae. Gene Ontology annotation, biological process: G protein-coupled receptor signaling pathway. Gene Ontology annotation, cellular component: heterotrimeric G-protein complex. Bases 136 to 342 code for a protein of 68 amino acids. The transcript has 3 exons.